GGGCCCUGGGAGGUGGCUGCGGGUGGUGGACAGAGCUGGGCUGGGGCGGAGCGCCGGCUCCCCGCUGCUGACCAGUGGCCCGUCUGGGGCAGAGGUGGUGGCUGCCUCCCGGGGCCCUGGUGAGCCGGAGCCGGCGUGGAGCGCCCCGACCUCAGAGGAGUGGUGCUGAGCGCACAGUUCCCUGGCCCUGCCCUCGGGGCUGGUGCUCGGGCACCUGCGUUUCACUCGCACUUCCUGAUGGCUUGGGAGGCCCGGCUUGGGGACCGUGUGUGGACCACAGGACACGCCGAGGCUGUCCCGUUCGUCCCCUGCUCACUCCUUUUUAUGGCUGCUCCCUGUGAGAACUUUGAGGUGGAGGCGGAUGACCUGGUGACCAUCUCGGAGCUGGGCCGAGGCGCCUACGGGGUAGUGGAGAAGGUGCGGCACGCCCAGAGCGGCACCAUCAUGGCCGUGAAGCGCAUCCGUGCCACCGUGAACUCGCAGGAGCAGAAGCGCCUGCUCAUGGAUUUGGACGUGAACAUGCGCACGGUCGACUGCUUCUACACCGUCACAUUCUACGGGGCCCUCUUCAGAGAGGGAGACGUGUGGAUCUGCAUGGAGCUCAUGGACACAUCCCUGGACAAGUUCUACCGGAAGGUGCUGGACAAGGACUUGACGAUCCCAGAGGACAUUCUCGGGGAAAUCGCUGUAUCUAUUGUGAGGGCCCUGGAGCACCUGCACAGCAAGCUGUCCGUGAUCCACAGAGACGUGAAGCCGUCCAACGUGCUCAUCAACAAGGAGGGCCACGUGAAGAUGUGCGACUUUGGGAUCAGUGGCUACCUGGUGGAUUCCGUGGCCAAGACGAUGGAUGCCGGCUGCAAGCCCUACAUGGCCCCUGAGAGAAUCAACCCGGAGCUGAACCAGAAAGGCUACAAUGUCAAGUCCGACGUCUGGAGCCUCGGCAUUACCAUGAUCGAGAUGGCCAUCCUGCGGUUUCCUUAUGAGUCCUGGGGGACCCCGUUCCAGCAGCUGAAGCAGGUGGUGGAGGAGCCAUCCCCGCAGCUCCCAGCUGACCGCUUCUCCCCCGAGUUUGUGGACUUCACUGCACAGUGCCUGAGAAAGAACCCUGCGGAACGCAUGAGCUACCUGGAGCUGAUGGAGCACCCUUUCUUCACCUCGCACAAAACCAAGAAGACCGACAUCGCUGCCUUUGUGAAGGAGAUCCUGGGAGAGGACUCGUAGGCGGCGGGGCCUUGGACCCACUCUGGCCCCGCGGCGCCGCGCAGCCCUCUGCUGCGGCAGUGCUUGCCCACACCCAUAAGCUACUGCCAACCUGGCCUUGGGCACCCGGGAGGAAUCCAGGGGGCUGCUCCUGCCUGACAGGCUGUCGGUCCCAAGUGCCAAAGAACCAGACCAUCGGGGCCCUCCGGUGCCUCUGCCCCUGCUGCUCCAAGGACUCUGAGACUCUGGACUUGGAGGGGCCAGACGCCCCUCACAGAGAAGGCAGUGGUGCCUUGUACAGGCCGCUGCCUUGGCCCGGCCCUGGCUGCCACCCAAGUUGUAUAUUUUUUUAUCUCUCGACUGAAUGGACUUUGCACACUUGGCCUAGGCUGGCCACACCUCUGUCCCGGCAUCGGUAGGGGGACCCAGUAGGGGGAUGAGCCACGUGAAUCCCCUGGAACCCCCAUGAGGCAGAUGCCAGAGCCACCGAGGCCUUCACCCCAGCACUGGCAGACGGGGCUCUAAGGGCACCGGGGCCACCUCGCCCCUGCCUGCCGCCUCUAGGGGUGUUGUUUCACUUUUAUUUUUUUAAUUUAUCCUCUUGAUUUUUUCCUUUUGCUUUGUGGGUUUGGCUGGUUUUUCUUGCAUGGUUUGGAGCCGAUCACUUUUCUGUCACCUGCUAGGGGACCAUCAGGCUAAGACCUGCCCUCUCUGCUCAGGCUGGGGUCUCGGGGGAUGGGCCCAAGGUCUCUGCUCAGAGAGGCGCUAGGGGAGCCAUCCAACUCACUCUCCUUGGGGACCGGCUCGACGGGGGCUGUGGAUUUGCUUUUGGUAUUGUUUUAAAAAAAAGAAGAAAAUAUAUUUUUUUGAAGAAAGGACUUGCCCGUCCAGGGUCCUGUCCCUGAUUGGCUGGGGCAGUUACCUGAUUGCUGUUUUAAUUUAAAAAAAAAAAAG
This is a messenger RNA of Globicephala melas (long-finned pilot whale), 2154 nucleotides long. The record is from RefSeq and is a predicted model, not a curated record. Lineage: Eukaryota; Metazoa; Chordata; Mammalia; Artiodactyla; Delphinidae.